AUGUCUAGUGGCUCAUAUAUCAAUAACCCGCACCGACCGCAAAGGAAACCACUCGCCAAGAAUGACCCGGCAAAGUUCAAGAUCCACAAACAGCUGACCUCGUUGCAGAGUUUACACACCCGAGAGGGCAAGGAUAAAGAAAACGUGGAUCCUCAAGGUGGUAAAAAACCGAGCCGACGAGACAAGCAUCUCGGGCUGGGCACAGCCAGCACUACGCCCAUCACCCCCUUUCGAGUCUUGCAAACCCCCGUCAAUCAAAAGCCAGCUUCCCAUUACCGCAACCAUGGCAUGGCUACUCCUCGCGCCACCAGGGGCGGCGAAUUGCAAUCGUCCACCUGGUCACCCUCGUCUUCAUCGUCAUCGUCGCCCUUUGUCGAAGAACCAGCACCGCUGAACACGCCUCAUGCCGGUCACGACCAUCAGCUCAGCACAAAGUCCGCUGCGAAACUACCGCCACUUCAACAUCCUCAAACGCACCGCCCCCCAUCACUAGCCUCAGCGCUAGCCCCGACCACCACCCCGUUGAACUUUCACCAUUUUGAAAUUGGCCGUUGCUUGGGCAAGGGCAAGCUCGGGCGCGUCUACUGCGCCCUCUACCGCCCCUACAACUACCUCGUGGCGCUCAAGGUGAUGUCGAUCGCCGAGAUCAAACAGAACCAAAUCGAACGCAACUUUAGACGCGAGAUCGAGAUCCAGCUGGUGCUAUCUCACGCCAACAUCACCCGGUUAUACUCGUGGUUCCACGACGAGAUCAACGUUUAUCUCGUUUUAGAAUACGGCGAAGGCGGCGAGUUGUAUAACCAUUUGCAACGCUGCAAGAGAUUCACGGGCUUGCAAGCGAGCUACUACAUCUACCAAAUCGCUUUGGCGCUCCAGUAUUUGCACCGCAGACACAUUGUGCAUCGCGAUUUGAAACCCGAGAACAUCAUGCGCUGCGAAAAUGACGUGGUGAAAUUGUGCGAUUUUGGAUGGAGCGUAUACACCAAACGCAAAAUCUCCUCCUCCUCCUCCACCACCACCAAUGGAGCUGCAAGUUAUAGCAGCCGCAGGUUGACCUUCUGCGGCACAAUCGACUAUCUCCCACCGGAGAUGAUUGAACGCAAACCGCACGACCACCACGUCGAUAUAUGGGCCCUCGGCGUCCUAUGCUACGAGUUUCUCGUAGGUAAGCCACCGUUUGAAGAAGUGGAUAAGAACGCCACGUAUAAGCGGAUCGCGGCGGUCGAUUUGAAGUUCCCGCUCCAUCAUAAGCACGUUGAACCGGACGCGCGCGACUUGAUUGCGCGGUUGUUAAGGAAGAAACCCGAGGACCGGUUGAGCUUAGGGUUGGUUUUGAAGCAUCCGUGGAUCGUUAAGCACAUGCCUCAGUGGCCGACCCGGAACAACUGA
This is a messenger RNA of Lodderomyces beijingensis, 1389 nucleotides long. NCBI's taxonomy places the organism in Eukaryota, Fungi, Ascomycota, Pichiomycetes, Serinales, Debaryomycetaceae. The record is from the annotation of a GenBank genome assembly.